GCGACCAUUUUACAACAUUGUUAAGAACAAUUUAUGGUUUAACAACUGGUGUAACCUUCCUGCAAGGUUAGUUAGUUUGGAAGCGGUUUAGUGGUCCUGGUUAUUAUUUUUAUCUGUAUUCCUACUGAAUGUACUUCGAAUGCUGUUUAACCAGAUUUUUUCUGUAAUAUUACGGAUUAACUGUUGAUGUCAUUCUUCUCAUUGGAAAUUAAGUUGGUGCUGAAUUCCACCUCAGUGACGAUAUGCAGUUAGAGGAAGGAGAAAUUGAAGAUGAAAGUGCUGAUGAAAUUGAUCCCUAUACUCCUCUUGAGAGGCCUUCAUUUAUACAUGCUAUCCAAAACGCUGUAGAAACAAACAAUUCUGAUGACGACAUAGCUAAUGAUAAUUCUUCUAGCGAUGACAAUUCUGAUAGUGACUCGUGCAUUCCUAAACGAGCUAAAAUGAGAAGGAAAAUGCCUUCUAUGGUAAAAACCAAGAACAAGUAUUCAAUUUGGUGUAAAAAUUCCAAUGACCAAUUGACUGAUUUUCUUGGUAGUUUUGGUAUGCGUAAUCCUGAAAAUGACCGUAACGUAGAAAAUUAUAUGGUCCCAAAUGACAUGAUUCACCGAAAGAGAAAAAUACCUGUAAGAAAAGAUGGAUUAGAUCCAGAUUUAAUCCCAAAGCUACUCAGUGCAUUAGAGAUUACUGAAUCAAAUACCUAUGAAGAAGUAGCUACGGAUAUUGCUACCAAACUGGAAGAACCGAAUAAGGGAUUAGUCCUUCGAAUUGUUAUUAUCGUCGGUAAAGAAAAAGCGAUUGAUUUUUACAACAAAACUAAAGAAAUUGAAAAGGAUGGAGGAAUGCUUAUUAUUAAUAAAUCGCGUCGGAGAACUUCAGGAGGAGUAUUUAUAUAUUUGAUUCGUCAUGACGAUGAUGUUACUCAAUCCCAGAAAAGCGAAAUCUUUGAGGAACAUAAACUGAAAGAUACCAUACAGAAGCAACUUUAUAAAAAGAGAAAAAAUAGGAAGAAACAUAAAGAAUGGACUGAUAAAAUGAGGGAGGAAAAAGCUUCAGAAUCGGGGCAAGAAAUGUUAAGUAACCCUCCGCCCUCUCCCGAACCGCAUCCUUCUGAAUCAUUACCUGAGUUACCUUUAAGACGGGAUCUUGUAGAAUAUGACGAUCUUGCUUCAAUGGACCUCAUAUAUGAUUGAAUAUCUACAAUUGUCAUUCAUGCAUGAUAUUUUAUAACUUAAUGAUUGUAUUAAUUUCAAUAAUUGAUAUUAUCAUUUUUUUCGUAAGAUAAUAUUAAGUUGUUUUUUUGUUUUGCUUUUUUUUUUUUUUUUUUUUUUUACAUAUAUAAUUUAUGUGUGCAAAAAUAAUAAAAAUAUUUUUUAACAUAUAAGUCCA
Nezara viridula (southern green stink bug) is the source of this 1386-nucleotide messenger RNA. The record is from the annotation of a GenBank genome assembly. Lineage: Eukaryota; Metazoa; Arthropoda; Insecta; Hemiptera; Pentatomidae.